Paramisgurnus dabryanus is the source of this 10068-nucleotide messenger RNA. RefSeq names its product phosphodiesterase 3A, cGMP-inhibited (gene pde3a). The record is from RefSeq and is a predicted model, not a curated record. Gene Ontology annotation, molecular function: 3',5'-cyclic-nucleotide phosphodiesterase activity. Lineage: Eukaryota; Metazoa; Chordata; Actinopteri; Cypriniformes; Cobitidae. Gene Ontology annotation, biological process: signal transduction.
GAAUCCAUGAGUCCAAAAGCGCAAGAGACCCGGAGAGUAACUACGACAGAAAGAGAGGCUGAAGGGAGGGAGAAAAGAUCUAUGAUGAUGAUGAUGACCUAGAAACAUCAGGAGCUACUCCUCUGGUUCUUGGGAUGAUGGGGAAUUUACGCAUCAGUGUUUGUUAAUGCUAAAAGAAAGGAAACCAUUGAUUGUCCGCAAAAGUUUACUUUUGUUUUUACGCAAGGAUGAUAAUAAGACAGUCGGACGCGCGCUCCGCUUCUCCAAAGUCACACCUAUGAGAAGGAAUAGCGCUUUUACGCAUUCAUGUGCGUGUGCGCGCGUAUGUGUGUGACCGAUGGCAGAGAAAUCCGAGCGCAACGGCUACGUGCGCGCGUGUGUCACUCCAGUGGAUCAAGACUCGUGUCCCUCGUGGCUGACUUUCAUUUGGAGCGCGUGGAGCUGUAGGAGUCUCUCUUCCGCCUUGUGCGUCGGCUCGGUGUCCGUGUUCCUCGCUCUGCUCGCGCAGUCCGCGGACUGGGAUGCGGAGCGCGCGCACGCACACCCGGGAUCUCCUGCGCUUUAUUUGGUGACGCUCUUGGAGCUCGCGUGGCAACUGCUCUCUCCGAUCUUCACGCUGGUCUGUGCCUUCUUCUGGGUGGGAGUGUAUCUUCUCCGCGGCGGGGUGCUCGUACGCACGGCCGUUCUCUUGCUCACCGUGUGCCAUCUGGGAGAAGCGGCGGCGCAUUCGCUCUUGGAUGCGCGUCAGCUAUACUCGUUUACGGCUACCGCGCUGGUGCUGCUCGCCUGCCUGGCCGGCGGGGCGCUCAUGGUGGUGCGGCUGGGUCAGGGCAUCUCCGUCCUCGUCUUCAUCAGCAUCAUCAGGACCCUGUCGCUCCUCUCGCUGCAGAAGGUGCGCGCCAGCUGGAGACCCUACCUGGCGUACUUGCUCGGGGUGCUGGGGGUCCUGUUGGCGAGGUAUGCGGACAGACUGCUGCCGGACCAGGGCGCAUCGCACCGGGAGGGAUCGAGGGGGGAUAUUCCCGUAUUUAAGAGGCGCAGGAGGUCCAGUUCUGUAGUUUCAUCGGACAUGGAUCAGCACGGACAGUCCAGGGGAAAAUCCCACAGGAGGACAUCUCUCCCCUGCCUACAGAGAGAGCAGAUGCUCCCUCAACAGGAAUGGGACCACAAAAGAGGCGCCCGCGGAUCUCAGUCUUCGGGCACCAGCGUGACGGUGGACAUUGCGGUGAUGGGCGAGGCCCACGGGCUGAUCUCAGAUCUGCUGGCCGACCCCUCCCUCCCCCCCAACACCUGCAGCACCCUGCGGGCUGUAAGCAACCUGCUCAGCACCCAACUCACCUUCCAACCGCUGCACCACCGGCCGCGUCUGAGCCCUCUGCUGGCCUUCAGCGAUGGUCACGCCUGCUCCGACUCCGAAGAGGCGGCCGAGAGAGGAGAGAAGCUGGCCAUCCCUAAGCGUUUGAGACGGAGUUUGCCUCCAGCGCUUUUGAGGCGGAUUUCUUCCACAUGGACCACCACCACCUCAGCCACAGGCCUGCCCACCCUUGAACCCGCGCCGGUCAGGCGAGACCGCAGUGCCAGUAUCAAAGCGCCUCACGAUGGCCCUUCCAGCAGUUUGCUGAACAGUGAUUCAGGGAACAACUCUGUAAUGCUCAACAUGUCCAAGAGCAGAUCCAUGUCUGCGUCAUACACUGCCUCCAACCACAUCUAUAGCAAGAACCGAAGAGCAGGUUUCCCUUCUUCCAACAUCUCGCCUCUGGCAUCACCCUGCCAUUCUCCUCCAGUCCAGGGCACUCCAGUGAACAGUCCCACAACAAAGACUCCUUCAGUUGAGCUACCUGACACAGAGCUUCCACAGGGAGACGGACCGUUGACGCGGAGCCCACAUGAGGCCUUAACCCACAGUCAGAGCGCUCCCGGCUCCGGUAGCACACACUGGAGUCAGACUCCACUCUGUAGCAGCUGUGGUAGACCGUACAGUAAGCUGAGACAUAGUGAUGGAUCAAUAGAUGGUGGAGAAAGACCCCAACAGUCAGAUGAAGCAGUGAUAAUAUUAUCAGACUAUGACAUCACCUAUGAGACCAACCACAGUGACACCAGCAACUUUGCACAGAAUGAUGAAGACGAGGAAGGUCGCAGGAAACUCUUCAAUGCCCCGUCCACGCUUAUACCACCAGAGGAUAAACCCAUUCUGGCUCCGGACCCCCUUGUGAUGGAGGGACUCGAACCCCUCAUGAACCAAAUCAACAACUGGAACUUCCCCAUCUUCAGUCUGGUGGAGAAAACCGAUGGCAAAUGUGGCUGCAUUCUAAGCCAGGUGUCCUACCGACUGUUUGUUGAUACAGGACUGUUCGAAACAUUCAAGAUUCCAGUGAGAGAGUUCAUGAAUUAUUUCCACGCUUUGGAGAAUGGAUACAGGGACAUCCCAUAUCAUAACAGGAUUCACGCAACAGACGUCCUCCACGCAGUUUGGUAUCUCUCUACCCAGCCUGUGCCUGGUUUACCCACCCUGACCCGCAUCCAGGGAUCAUGCAGUGAUUCGGACUGUGACAGCGGCCUCGCUCAUGGCCACACAAACUACCUGAUGUCCAAGACGUAUCCUGUAGAGGAGGUGGGCUACGGCUGUUUGUCUGGACUCAUCCCUGCCCUUGAACUCAUGGCUCUAUAUGUAGCUGCGGCCAUGCAUGAUUACGACCACCCUGGGCGGACCAAUGCCUUCCUGGUGGCCACCAGCGCUCCACAGGCUGUGCUUUAUAACGAUCGCUCAGUGUUGGAGAACCAUCACGCCGCCUCCGCCUGGAAUCUCUUCAUGUCACGGCCCGAGUACAAUUUCUUGGUCAGCCUGGAUCACAUGGAUUUCAAGCGUUUUCGCUUUCUGGUCAUCGAGGCCAUUCUCGCUACCGAUCUGAAGAAGCACUUUGACUUCCUGGCUGAAUUUAAUGCCAAGGUAGGAGAUGACGGUUGCUCAGGUAUCGAUUGGACUAAUGAGAACGACCGACUCCUGGUGUGUCAGAUGUGCAUUAAGCUAGCGGACAUAAACGGACCCUUGAAAAGCAAAGAACUUCAUCUGCGGUGGACGGAGGGCAUUGUGAACGAGUUUUACGAGCAGGGUGAUGAAGAGUCCAGCCUGGGUCUUCCCAUCAGUCCCUUUAUGGAUCGCUCAGCACCCCAGCUGGCCAAACUUCAGGAGUCCUUCAUCACACACAUUGUAGGUCCCCUGUGCAGCUCUUACGACUCUGCUGCCCUCAUGCCCGGGCACUGGGUCGACCCCAUUCCCAAAGAGGGUGAGGAUGCUGAAGAAGAGACUGAUGAAGAGGAUGAGGACACACCGGAGGAAGAUUCCUCCACCAGCUCCGAACUGUCCGAGAAACCAGCACCCAAGAAACGACGAAAAGUUUUCUGCCAGAUCACCCACCACCUGCUUGAGAACCAUGAAAUGUGGAAGAAGGUUAUUGCUGAAGAGUCUCAAUGCCAAACAGAAGAGGAGGGAUCCACAUGCCUCAGUAACACCCCUGAGCCAAUCGAUGAAGAAGAGGAGGAGCCAGGGAGCAAGGAGGAGCCAAUAAAUGACCAGGAGGUGGAACAUGAGGAGGAGCCGGAAGAGGAGGAAAGUCCUUUACCUGAAGAGACACAUGAAAAUGAAGGACAGGUGGAAGAAGCAGAUGCUGAGUUUGUAAAGGGAGUGAAUUCAGACUCAGCAACUGUACAACAUCUAAUGGGAAAACAGGAGGAAACAAAUGAAGAAACACAGACGAAGAACCAGAAUGAAUGACUCGCCAUUUUAAGAACAGAACAUUGUCUUAAAACUUUUAUUGGCGAGCAAAACUCCUAAGAAAUGGUUGCCAGCACAUCACUUAGACACAACACUGUAGAUGCUUGGGGAACAUGUGCCUAAAGGAAACAGGGUGGGGUGGUUUGGGACUCAACAGAUGAAGAGUUUUUAAUAAAAGUGGAAGGAUAUACAGUGCGCCUCCAACAAAGUAGACAUUGAAGAAGUUGCCAGGACUUUCUCUGGUGUUUUAGAGGUUUCCUAUAUUUUUAUCAACAAUGCAUCGGUCAGUCAUGGUUUCUACAAGUUCCUCUUUGCGAUACUCUCAGCUGCACCUUAAUAAAGAACCAACACCCCCCAAACUAUGACAGGGGUCCCAAUGACCUGCGACCACACAAGUUUUGCAGGCUUGACCGUCCUCCUCAUUCUGAGGAACGUAGCAUUGACUUGGAGAACAAGAAAUGAUCCAUCAUGAUUCUCGUUUGCUCACGUGAUAGUCUCCUAGAGGGCAUUUCACACAUCCGCAAUGAACGUGAAGAAACGUUCGGAAACAGCAUGCAUUUUUGAAGACAAACCACAUUCAUAACACUACAUUCCUUUCUAUUGUCCUGCCAUUCCCCUUCUUUACUUUUUAAGAGGCUCAUUGUGCAACUCUUCAAGGUCACGUGCCACAACGUCCAUGCUGCAAAUGUCUUUGUACUUUUUCUGAAGGCAUCAAAUCAAAAACCCAUCAUUCUCUCCCCUCACCUGAACAUUUUGUUUCUCCAAUUGCAUUCCAUUCAUCCACGGACUGAGAUUUUCUGUUUCUCAGGAUCAGACUGUUCAACUGAUAACUUUAAAAGGAGGUCAUUGGUUUUUACCGACUUUCUUGCAACUUUAUAAUCUUUUGAAUCUUGGUUUGUGACAAAAAGAAAAAGGGAAUCUUUGAUUCUUUUUUAACUUGUAAUUUCGAAAAAACAUCAAAGGCCUUUUUUAACAUAAUAGUCCAAUCAUUGUUUUACAAAUCAAAGUGAUUUGCUAUCUAUAUAUAUAACUAUACACACACAUCACUGUUACUUUAGUUUAAUUUAAGUGUAUUGCCUGACCAUUUUUAUGUAGUGAAGAGGCAUGCAAUAGUACAUUAUUUCAUCCUUCUUGACAUGUACCCAUAACAUCCGUUAUAAUGUACCUAACAAAUGUUUUUGUACUAUCUCUCUCUCCCCCCCUCUCUCACUCUCGCUCUCCAAGCCUCUGUUCCUACAUUUACAUUUAAGCUUCUUAGUAAACUGCUUCGGCAAAUUUCGAUGAUCAAAGGCACGGGCUGGAGCGCCUGGCCUGUAGGCUUUCAGAGAGCCUCCAGCAUCCAAAUUCCCUGCAGUCGCAUGUUCUCGGUCUGAACAAGGCAGUAGCAAUGCUUCAGUAGAACUGCCGCAGUCGUGCAGAUGGGGUGCAAGCUCCUCACGCCCUCAGCCCAAACGGAUGAGGCGCGAACGCCGUCCCUCUCACAUGGCGAACCCGAACGCCAUGUGCCGCACAUGAGAUACGGGCACCAGUCGACACGGCUGUCCGCUCUCGCCUUUGAUGUGUUGAAAGAGGCUGUUUGCUUGUGAUGGUAGUUUAGUCAGAGGCUGGCGAGAUGAAAUACUUCUGCAGGCUUAAUCACCUCGUAAUCAGCCCGAGUCCGAUGCCUUGGGUCUCCGUAUCAUCACUUUGAAGGAGAGCCAAUUAAAAAUGCCUAGGUAGGAGGUGACCGGUCAUGUCAGCAUUCAUCUUUAAAAAAUGUCCCCUCCAAUCGCGAUCCAGUCUAAGCCUUAAUAUUUUCAGGCAUGGUGGUGCAAUGUAGUUCAGCUAAUUAUUUAAGCAAUACUGACCCUAUCUGUAGAUUGGUAGCGUUUUCAAUGCACUUUCUCUAUUUUGUUGCUGUGUAAUCUCACACAGCUGAACUGUGUGUGCCAAAUAUAACUUUAAAACCAUUCUUGAACUUCCCCCAAAUGUGUAACACCGUUGUUUAGUGCGAGCCAACGAGUAACUGAUCUCAGUGGUGGGAAGAGAAUGCAAGAGCCAAGCUAUUGUGUAUGUGGUUGUGUGGAAAUGCGGUAUGAAUGUGUUUUACCAGUAUUUUACCUCUAUUGCUACUACAUGGCCACAUUUGCAAAAGACAUCAGGCCAUAGAUUUGUAACCCUAUAGCCAGAAUAUAAUAUGCUAUUUCAGAAACAUUAUUAACUGUUUUAUAGACCACACGUCACAUGAAGGAGGUUUAUUAAAGUCAUGCUCUUCAAAAUGUAAUCGAACCUGAUUAUUUUCUAAGUACACAUUACUGAAAAUACGGGGGGCGAUCCAUGGUAUUUUAAAGAGGAAAAAAAAUUGUCUUUUGCAGUCUUUUGCUGGAUAAUGUCAUUUAUGACUCUGUUUCUUAUUCGCCAUUCUAUCUGGUUGUUAAGUCUGACGUCAGGCGCCGCUUCCGGGUCCAACCUCUCACAGAGAAAAUAACAAAAAAAUCACAGCUAUAAUACACUUGUAUCAUAAUGAAAAACUAUCAAAAAAACACCCGAUUCUAAUUUUUAUCCCCAUAACAAAAUCCGAGAUGACCAGACAUGGAUUUAUGGACGUGGAGGGUUUUUAUGAUUCAUAAAUUUAUUGCUGUCUUUGAUUCUGGGAGCCUGAGACCGCCGUUUUACACGCGAGUUUAUAAUAUUUUCGCUUAAAUGUGUGCUAUGAAUAAAUAGUGCUCAUAAAUGGCUGUUUAAAUGUGAUGGCUUGGAGCUGGAAACUUAUUCCUUACAUCAUGACUUAACAACCGGAUAUAGACUCCCCAGCCCGAUCUUGAAUUAGCCCUUGUUGGUUAAUUCAUAUACAUUCAUAGAAAUACAGUGAAUCAUACAGAAACAUAGUGAGUAGCAAUUUUAAAAUACGAUUAUCAUAAAAAAAUAAUAAUGAAAUCCCACCCUUACAUCACUGAGGCGAAAGCAAAUUGAACAGAAAUGUACAAACGUAGUCGUGCAAAUAAAGUCAAAUUACCUCGUAAACUAGGGGAGAGUGGGGCACAACCUAACACUUUUUGGUUUUGCCUCAAUCAUUCAAAAAGUAUUUGAGUUUGAUUAAUUAUAUUUUUAAACAAGCAACACACACAUCUCUGCUACAAAUGAACAUUUGAAGUUUGUUUCUAUUACUUACCAUUCUUGGAUAAUUACGCAAAACAUGACAGAAGUGCAAACGUUACAACUUACCCCAUAGGGUGGGUUAAUUGUAACAGGCUAAACAGGUUAGUUGUAACACUUGCUAAAAAUUAAGUUUGCAGGCAAAUAUUUCAAUACUAUUUUGUCUAUAUACUGUCACGACAGGGUUGUAAGGACAGGACGCAAACGCAAGGUUCAAAAUAAAUAACAUUUAAUAAUAAAAACACGAAGGCAGACUUGGUGAAUGCAGGAACACAGGAACAUUAACACAGGAAACAGACAGGUUAUCAAUGACAAUAAUCCGGUCACAGGUGUGAAACAGACAGCAGUAUAAAUACACAACACUUAACAAGGAACAGGUGUGAUGAGGAAUCAGUCCGUGAAUUGUCCAGGUGACGUAAUCGGAGACACAAACAAAACAUGACACGGACUAGCCGUGACAUAUACUUGAAGUGGAUAUUGUUUAUAUAUCUGUCUAUAAUAGACAGCUAUCCACAUUGUAUUCAUUCACCUUUUCUAACAAUAGUUCAAAUAUAAAUGGAUAAAAAUGUCAAAUUCUGGGAUAAUGAGCAUCAAUGUCAGAUUUUAGCCAUUUAUUUCAUUAUGAUUUCAAUCUUUGACGUAAUCUUAUUCAAUCAAUAUUAAAGUUAUGAACAAAAAUAAAAUUGACACACAAUUUUUGAUAAGACAGGCAAAUUUAUUUUGUUGGCAGCCAGCAAUCAUUUGUGUGUAGUCUAUUUAAAACAACAGCAAGAAUUAUGCUAACGUUAGCGGUUUUCAUAUAGUAAGUGAGAGGGGUUAGUUGUAACACAGCGUUACAAUUAACCCCGCUGGGUCAGAAUAUUUUCAAUCCCACCAAAAAAGUUGCUAAGAGCUGCAGACAUAUUUCAAGACGAUGCUAUGUUUUAGUCAACAAGACACUGAUUAAUAGAUAUUAAUAUCUAUUACAAAGCAUUGGAUUUGGUAUCUUACACACCCAACUUAGAAAAAAAAACAUAUGAUGAAAAAAUGUACUUACAUGCCACCAAAACACUCAUUCAUCAAUAACUCUCUGGAAAACCAUUAUAAAUUUCCAAUAAUUUGCGGGAGAUCGUCUUUUGGCAGCAUGAAAAAAAUACCGGAAAAACAAAAUGCUCAACCUUGUGCAACAAUGUAAUCAGUCCGUGUUACAACUAACCCCGCGUUAGUUUUUGCCCCGCGCACCCCUACAUAUAAUUGAGAUUGCAUUGGACUCCCCGUCCUAUGAGUCAUAUACAAAUGUUUCUAUUAUCCAUAUAAUCAAAUCCUACUCUAUACACUCUAAAAAAACAAACGGUGCUAUAUAGCACCAAAACUGUUGCUUUGGAUCGUAACCAUAGAAGAACCAUUUUUAGUGCCAUAUAGCACCGGUGAAGCACCUGUGUAGCACCUGUGUAGAACCAUAUAGGGGCCAUAUAGCACCACUAUAGCACCACAUAUGGUUCUACAAAGCAGUAUAUGGUUCUACACAGGUGCUUCACCUGUGGUAUAUGGCACUAAAAAUGGUUCUUCUAUGAUUACGAGCAAAGAACCACUUUUGGUGCUAUAUAGCACCGUUUGUUUUUAGAGUGGGAAAAACCUAAUUUCACUAUAUGAUCUAAAGCAGUGGUUCUCAAUUCCAGUCCUCGGGCCCCCCUCCCAGAACAUUUUAGAUGUCUCCAUAAAUAAAACACCUGAUUCAGUUAAUAUUGUGUUAAUUAAGGAGCCUAAUGAGUGAAAUCAGUUGUUUCAUAUAAGGAGAUAUCUAAAACAUUAAGGGUGGGGGGAGCCGAGGACUGGAAUUGAGAACCACUGAGCUAAAGUACUUCGGGAAACAGUCUCUGAGAUUACUUUUCAACUUUAGCACAACUUAUGUUACUAUUUAGUGAUAACUAUGAAGCAGUUGAGACAUUCGAUUACUUGUAGGGUGAAAGGUCACUGAUGAGUGUAGUGUUAUUGAGUUUUACUCAUCACCUUCACACUUCUGUAUUCAAUUACUCAGAGAGACCUUCACUGUAGAAUUAGCCCAUGAUUCUUUCUUUAAUAAAUUGAUUAAGGCACAGGAAUAUUGAUUUUCUGCUUUGUGUGAUUAUUGGAUGUGUAUGUGAUUGUGUGUACUGUAUGUUGUCAUGGCAGCAGUUUCUCUAUCCUCCACUGUGACUCUCAUUGGUCGCUCCAUACGUGCACUCUGAUAUUUUUCUGAUCCCGUUACGAUAACGUCUCAAAUCAGUAUGAGUGACACAAGCCUCACAUUUAAAUAACAUUAUAUACUUCACACUUCACUAAUUCUGUCUGUUUCUUAUAUAUCUCAUACCUAAAUACAUUACAGUGCGUACAGUUCAUCUGAGAAACCUGAAGGGUUUUCUAGAAAUGCAUUAUGGUGAAGUGUAAAGUACAUUGUGAUGUGCCCGAUUCAUUCAUCCAAGGUUUUCAUUUACUUUCACACUAUAGUCUGUUUGACUUGCACGUCAGUUUCAAGGGGAUGUGGGCACAAGGUUUCACCUCAUCUAAGAUUUGUAUUAUAUAUAUUUCCUUUGUAUUUUCUGUUCUUUUGUCUUCAGCUGUAGGCGUUUGAUAGCUGUGUUCAUCGGGGCACUCGUUUCAUUCACCUUGGGAACCAAACAAGCUUUACUCCUCUCUGAUAAAGAGAUACCGGACUUGUACUUUUUUAUAUAGUUGGCACUUCACUGACGAAAUAAUUAUUUUUCUUCUCACUUGUAUCUUGCACUUAACACAUGUAGCAAUACAUAUAGAACGGGGAACUGUGUCAAUCACCAGUAUUCGUAAAGUGAAAUAUUCAGUUAAAUGCUGAUUGUUGUUCCAUUUUGUACAAAAAAACAAACAAAACAAUAUUGUGUACAGUUUAAACAUGAAACGAGACAGAAACAAUGCCAAAAAAAAAAGGGACGGAAAAGAUGAAAAUGACAACUGAAGUCUUUUAGAUAAACAUUAUUUAUUUUUACUGUUUUGUAAUUUAGACACUAUACUGUAGCUCCUCUAUUGCCAGGCUUACUGGAAGUGCCUCUUGGUAUAAUGUAACAUACAGAAAAUAUAUAUAUUGAGAUUAUUAGAAUCUGUCACAAGAUGAACAUUGUGGAUGUUGUAAUGUGAAUACAGUUUAAUAAUACGAGUGAAUUACUGUGGUA